This is a messenger RNA of Mesitornis unicolor (brown roatelo), 1049 nucleotides long. Its product is annotated as frizzled-7. Gene Ontology annotation, molecular function: Wnt receptor activity; Wnt-protein binding. The coding region runs from base 52 to 1047 and encodes 331 amino acids. The transcript has a single exon. The record is from RefSeq and is a predicted model, not a curated record. NCBI's taxonomy places the organism in Eukaryota, Metazoa, Chordata, Aves, Mesitornithiformes, Mesitornithidae. Gene Ontology annotation, biological process: canonical Wnt signaling pathway; non-canonical Wnt signaling pathway. Gene Ontology annotation, cellular component: plasma membrane.
GGGGAGCGGGACUGCGGGGCCCCCUGCGAGCCAUCCCGGCCCAACGGGCUAAUGUACUUCAAGGAGGCAGAGGUGCGAUUUGCCCGGCUGUGGGUGGGCGUGUGGUCCGUGCUGUGCUGCGCCUCCACCCUCUUCACGGUGCUCACCUACUUGGUGGACAUGCGCCGUUUCAGCUACCCGGAGCGGCCCAUCAUAUUCCUCUCGGGCUGCUACUUCAUGGUGGCAGUGGCCUACGCGGCAGGUUUCUUGCUGGAGGAGCGGGUGGUGUGUCUGGAGCGCUUCUCUGAGGAUGGCUACCGCACUGUGGCCCAAGGCACCAAGAAAGAAGGCUGCACCAUCCUCUUCAUGAUCCUCUACUUCUUCGGCAUGGCCAGCUCAAUUUGGUGGGUCAUCUUGUCCCUCACCUGGUUCCUGGCUGCUGGCAUGAAGUGGGGCCAUGAGGCCAUCGAGGCCAACUCCCAGUAUUUCCACCUGGCUGCCUGGGCUGUGCCUGCUGUCAAAACAAUCACCAUCUUGGCCAUGGGGCAGGUGGAUGGGGAUGUACUCAGUGGGGUGUGUUACGUAGGUAUCUACAGCGUGGACUCGCUGCGAGGCUUUGUGCUGGCGCCCUUGUUUGUGUACCUCUUCAUUGGCACUUCCUUCUUGCUUGCUGGCUUUGUGUCCUUGUUUCGCAUCCGCACCAUCAUGAAGCACGAUGGCACCAAGACUGAGAAACUGGAGAAGCUGAUGGUGCGCAUCGGUGUCUUCAGUGUCCUCUACACGGUGCCUGCCACCAUUGUCUUGGCGUGUUACUUCUAUGAGCAGGCCUUCCGUGGCACCUGGGAGAAGACGUGGCUCCUCCAGACCUGCAAAACCUACGCUGUGCCCUGUCCCAGUCACUUCGCCCCUAUGAGCCCGGACUUCACUGUCUUCAUGAUCAAGUAUCUCAUGACCAUGAUUGUUGGUAUCACAACUGGCUUCUGGAUCUGGUCUGGCAAAACCCUUCAGUCCUGGCGACGCUUCUACCACAGACUUAGCACCGGCAGCAAAGGCGAGACAGCAGUAUGAGA